CGGGGUUUGGAGCCGGUCCAGCCAGCCAGCUCGGUCGGCUUCGUUGGAAACGUGCAUCCCUCUUCCGCCUCUCGCCCCUGCAUCUGGCCUUGGCCAUCCCCGACACCAUCGGUCUGCAGCCCCCAUCACACACAGCAUCCAGACUCGGCGCUUUCCUGCAGCUGCGCCGAUCGAUCGAUCUCCAACAUCGCCGGCCUGAUCAGCAUGGACGACUCAGCAGGCAUCAUAUACAACAAGCAGGUGCCCAUCACCGUCAAGUCCUCGUCGACGCAGCCGGCCCCACUCGGCUCGCCGUCGUCGCUGUCGACUGGAGCGUCAUCCGCAUCUGGGGCUCUCCAAGAGCGGCGACACAGCGGCAUCACCGUGCAGAUCAGAAUGGCUCACAAGCAGGGUGGAAGGCUAAAGGUCCUGCAGUUCCGGAUCACCGACGAAGCCGACCCGUACUUUCUGUACCAACUCGAUAUUGCGGAAGACGAUUUCCACAUUCUGAAAACGGAGCAGAAUCUGUUGGUUGACUUUCAGCAGUUUCCCGAAAAGGUCACCGAGCUCCUGGACCUGUGCAUUCUCUGUCGGUCGGACGAUCAUCCAAAGUACCUGGCCUUUUUGACAACCUCCAGCCCCCGCACAACAACCUUCAGCAUCAUCGAGACCAACACAUUCAAGCACAUCAGCCAUAUUGCGCUGGCGUUCAUUCCCGGCAACGAUGUUGCAAUCAAAGAGUAUUUGGCUGGACUUGUGGUGGACUUCAAGGCGGAAAACGCCAUGCUGAAGAGUGAGCUCGAUACAACAGGCACAUCGCUAUCGACCCGGCUGCGAGACCUCGAGACGAGUCUUGCCAGGAAGAGCACCGAGAUCGAAUCGCUCAAAUUGAUCCAUGCAAACCAGAUCAGUGAUCUGAGUCUGAGGCACUCGGAGGAGAUGGCCAAGGAGCGAGAGCAGGCCUACAAGGAAAAAGAGGAAGUCCGAAGGCAGCUCGAGCAACAGAAGCGUGACGCCGAUGCGCUUCAUAUCGACGAGCUCAAUGCCCUGACGCUUAAAUACAAUACCCUUACAGCAACACACAGCCAUCUACUAUCCCACAACAAGACCCUUGAGCAAAACCUGGGCAAUCUGACCCGCGAGAGCGAUGCAGCCAACAGGAGACUGAAUGAGACCCAAAUCGAGCUGGAAAAAACGAGGCAGAUCUGCGAAAGCCAAGACCUCCGCAACCAAGAGCUCGAGCAGCAGUGUGAGAUGCUGCGAUCCCAGCUGUCCAACAGCGAGCGUCGCGAGCGCGAAAGAGACGAGGCCGCUCGCCGCUUGGAGAGCCUGCUUGAAAGCUCGAAGGGCCAGCUGGAGAAACGCGAUGCAGCCUUGGAUAUAUACAAGGUCCAGAACGACCGGCUGCAAGAGAACUUUGGCAAAGCUACGGAGGAGAUUAACAAGGGCAACGAAAUCAUCCGAAGACUCCAGGGGGAUCUCAAGACAGCCAAGAACAAGAUCAAGCUCAAGAACGCCGUGACAGUGCAGCAGGAGCAGCUCUUGGACGAGCGGCUGGCCUCGCUGGAAAAGCUGCAGCGGGAGCACACUGAGCUCAAAGGCCGGUGCGAGCAGCAGACCCGGUCCCUUGCCGAACUUCAGAAGAAGCUAGAGGAGCGCGAGGCCAAGAUCGAGCAGGAUCGCCAAACAAUCGAAGACAAUAAUCACGUGAUUGAGUGGCUUCACAAGCAGCUGAACGAAGAGGCCCUUGGUCGACCACUCGGUAGCCAACUGCUGCCACGCACAGGCACAGAUGCAGGCUUUGGACAGAUCGACUUUGAUCGAUUUGCGUCGUCAUUGACCCCUGGUCCCUCGAAGGGGCUCUCGGAAGCCGUGGGCGUGGCCAAUUAUCGAUCCAAAUACGCACCGGCGGCUACUGGUACGCUGUCCGGCGUCGCUGCGUCUUCGACACUGGGCCAACGCUUUUCUCACCCCAGUGUCGCUGCCAGCACCAAGGCCGGAGGUAUCUCGGAAGAAACCACAGGGGAGCCCGCGAACAAGCCCUACACAUCCCUGAAGUACACGUCAAGUUUGCCGCUGCGACGACCAGUGCCCGGUGUGCCAACAGAGGCCGACCCAGGGUCGCUUCGUUUUGGUGCAGGCGGCGGAUUGAUUGGCAGUCGCAAGCCCUCGUAUCGCACAGGGGCCGAGAACUCGUCGGCAUAGUGCGCUACACGCUAGAAAUAGGAUCAUUCACAUCCAUCGAAUAAGGCUUCUGCUCGCUCGCCCUUGUCGAGAGAGCGGGAACAUCUUCCCACACGGAUAACUUGCGUGGGUUGUGGGUUGUGGGUUGUGGGUUGUGUGCAUCAGGCGGCACCCGAACUCCAUGAAAUCCACUCGCCGAGGUCUUGCGUCGAUUUUGUUCUUUGCUCUGCGUCAUUCUCCCUCAUCCCAGGUGCUCUGGCCUGCAGUGACUGCAUCUGCGGCGGCUCGCUGGUCCCCGUCGUGCCCGCCCAUUCCAUGCAUCUCUCUCACACAGGGAAAUGAUUAGAUCCACUUGUGAUAUGAUCCGACUUCGCCGUGUUUGCU
Polychytrium aggregatum is the source of this 2547-nucleotide messenger RNA. RefSeq lists its product as uncharacterized. The record is from RefSeq and is a predicted model, not a curated record. The transcript is spliced from 8 exons. Gene Ontology annotation, biological process: centriole replication. The coding region runs from base 205 to 2184 and encodes 659 amino acids. Gene Ontology annotation, cellular component: centriole. NCBI's taxonomy places the organism in Eukaryota, Fungi, Chytridiomycota, Chytridiomycetes, Polychytriales.